This is a messenger RNA of Biomphalaria glabrata, 4623 nucleotides long. Its product is annotated as choline transporter-like protein 2. The record is from RefSeq and is a predicted model, not a curated record. Gene Ontology annotation, biological process: transmembrane transport. The coding region runs from base 436 to 2613 and encodes 725 amino acids. Lineage: Eukaryota; Metazoa; Mollusca; Gastropoda; Planorbidae. The transcript is spliced from 23 exons. Gene Ontology annotation, cellular component: membrane. Gene Ontology annotation, molecular function: transmembrane transporter activity.
CACUCUCCCUCCACUAUAAAAACAAUGUUUCUGCUUUGUGUUGCUGUUUGGUGUUACUGUACACCAUGUCACUAAAGCGGAUGCACUCAAUCCAAAAACUUGCUAAUCUAGAUCUAUUUCAUUUCUAGUGAAUAGUUUUACCCGCUGUGAGUGGAUUACUAAGACAGUUAUUCGUGGAUUUUAUUUCGUCGUUGGAAAACUUGAGUGUAGCCUAAUUACAUGCUUUAGCAAAGUCGCUUCCUUGUUGAUAGAACAGUAUCAGCAGAGUUACUAAACAAGUGCGUCUGCGCUGUCACCAAUAGACUGUGUUCAGUGUGUUUGGCAUAAUGUUAACUUAAAAUAAGUGAUUUGUGUACUUAAAAGCUGUACAUACUUGAUGUACAUAUCGUGUGAUCUGUACACAAUCAAUUAUACUGAACUGUUCGAGUGUUGGAUAUGGCCAAGAAACAGCAUACUGAAGGCAAUGGAGGGACGUUCACGGAUAUUAAAGGAAAGAAGGGCGCUUCAUCGUCCACUAAUGACACUCCGUUAAAGAAAGGCUACGAUCCAUCACGGCAAGGUCCCAAGCGGAAGAGGUCAUGUACAGAUGUAAUAUGUUGUCUUAUAUUUAUCAUCUUCCUGGGUGGACUCGUUGUAGUAGCAUAUUUUGCCUUUGUGUAUGGCGAUCCACAGUUACUAAUCUAUCCAAGAGAUUCUAAUGGAAACUUGUGUGGUCUUGGAAAAUAUGAAAACAAAAAGUAUUUAUUUUUCUUUGAUCUUGUUGAGUGUGGAAGAGUUGGACCUGGAGUUUUUCUUACUGGAUGUCCAACACCACAGGUAUGUGUUGCGAAAUGUCCAGACACUGAUUAUAUUUUUGCGGAGGAUCUAGUAACUCAAAAUAAAUCCAAACUGAUUUGUAGAGAUGGAGUUGAAACUUCAAAAAAGAGGGUGGACCAACUUGUUUUGGACAAGGACUGUGCUGCCUAUUAUUUUAAAAGUGAAGCAGUGAUCAAUCGAUGUCUGCCUAUUACGGAGAUUUUGGACUUAGGCAAAGAUAUAGUCAACAUAGCUGGGAAAAAUCACACAAUAGUAAACAAUGACAACAAGACUCUAGAUGGAGGAGAUAUAAACUAUGGCAUUAAAGUAUUUGAUGCCUUUUUAAAAGCCAAAGAAAUAGGAGAUAAAAUUAUAGCUGAUGUUGUGGCAUCAUGGUGGAUGAUGCUUAUAGGUUUAGUAGUUGCUAUGGUCAUCUCAAUGAUAUGGAUUGUGUUGAUGAGAUGGAUCUCUGGAUUCAUGAUCUGGCUAACAGUAUUACUUUUUGUAGCUCUAUGGCUUGCAUUAACCAUCUGUUGUUGGUACUUGUACUUUCAAAACAAAGGAACCAAUGAAACCUUGACUGUGUAUUUAAUUUGGCAGCUUUCUUUUGAAAAGGAAAAUCUUUUCUUAGCUGGAGGCAUCAUUUUUGGAGUGAUAUUUGUCAUUGUCUUUUUUAUAAUGCUGUUUUUGUGUCAGAGAAUACGAAUUGCAGUUGCACUCAUAGGUCAUGGAAGUAGAGCUGUUGGUUCUAUGUGGUCAACUCUUUUCUGGCCUUUGGUUCCUUUUGUUUUACAGCUUGGCGUAGUUGCACUCUGGGGUUGCAUUGCAACAUUUCUGUUGACCAUAGGAAGAGCUCCACAACCUUCUGGGAACUUCACUCUAGCCAAUGGCACCACUGACAUUGCAAAAUACAAAAGUGAUGUGGAAAAUUUAUUUGAGAGAAUCCCAUGCGAAAGCAGUCAAAAUGACACUGAAGGAAAGUUGUGUGGCUUCUUAAAGUACGGCAAAGGAGACUAUACUAUCUACCUCCAAAUAUUCAACCUCUUCAUGUUUUUCUGGCUGGUAAAUUUUGUCUCAGCUCUUGGCCAGCUAACACUGUCUGGUGCUUUCUCAAGUUAUUAUUGGGCUUUCGAUAAGUCCAAAGAUAUUCCAGCUUUACCAUUAUUAGGAGCUUUUUAUAGAUGUUUCAGAUACCAUUUAGGCUCUUUGGCUUUUGGGUCUUUGCUGAUUGCUAUUGUUCAAAUCAUCCGAGCUUUUCUGGAAUACUUGGACAGCAAGUUGAAGGCUUCAGAGAAUCCUGUUGCCAAAUUUUUUCUCAAGUGCCUUAAAUGCUGUUUUUGGUGUUUAGAAAAAAUAUUGAAAUUUCUCUGUAAAAAUGCUUACAUCAUGAUUGCAGUUUAUGGUAAAAAUUUCUGCACAUCUGCAAAGAGAGCAUUUGAACUGAUCUUGAAAAACUGUGUGAGAGCUUUUGUUCUUGAUAAAGUCACAGACUUCCUGUUCUUUGUUUGCAAGUUAAUGGUUGUUGGUGCUGUAGGUGUGAUCGCCUACUUCUUCUUUGAUGGGAAAAUAACAUUCCUUAACCAGUAUACACCUAUGCUCAAUUUUUAUUUUGUGCCAAUUAUUGUUGUUGUGAUUGGUGCUUAUAUUAUAGCUGACUUAUUCUUCAGUGUUUAUGAGAUGGCAGUAGACACAAUAUUCCUUUGUUUCUUGGAUGAUAUAGAGAGAAAUGAUGGCUCACCAGAAAAGCCAUAUUUUAUGGGGAAAGAUUUGAUGAAAUUACUUGGAAAAAAAAAUUUAAAGCCUAAAGCAGAAGGAUGAUGACAUAUCUUUUGAACAAUAUUCUUUGCCAAAACACAUUUUUGUCCAUUUUUGAAGUAUUCAGCAUUUUUUUUUAUUAUGUAUAUAGAGAUUAAAAUUUUAAUAUCAUUUUGGCUUACUUUGUUUUAAGCAAAAUCUUUCUAAAAGAAAGAACAGUUUCACAGUUGUAAGUCUACCAGCAAUUAAAAUUGAAAAUCAUUUCAACAUAAAGCAUACUGUGUAGGUAAUGCUGACAGUCUUGCUAUAUUAUCAAGCAUAAAUUGAUUUGAUGUGAGUUAAGAGGAUUCUAGGGUUUGUAUAUAUACAUAAAGUAUGUUUUUAUUGUAAUUAAGUCAGGAAAGCUUACUUUGGUGUUUAAACAACAUCGCAAAAUUGUAUCUUAAUUUACUACCUUCUAAGUCUUUUGUUAAUUUUAUUGUUGUUAAUGUUUGUACAUAUCAAUUGGCAAUACAUUUUUAUUCAUGUGAUUGAAGAGUUCCUAGCAAUGUGUUCUAUGCAAUAUACAUUCUUGUUACAAAUGAACAUUGGGUUAGAACUUUUCAAUGGCUGACUAUUUCAUUUCUUAUGGUCAAACUUGAGUUUAAAACUAUGCAUUAAAUAGUACUUAAAGACAUUUUAAAAAUGUAAUGCCAUAGAGACCCCCCCCCCAAAAAAAAACAAAAAAAAAAACAGAUCAAUGUAUCAACUUAUUUAUUAAAGUUAUUAUGUCAAACUUUGUUUCAAGUUUAAAAAACUAUAGCAGGUUGGACUAGGGAAUGAAACAAAAGUCUGUUAAGCUGAUUUUCAGCAAAAAGCAAAACAAAACUAACAAUGUCCCUAUCACUUUAACUAAUUGAACUCUAUCAAAUCUAAUUACUCUGUGUUUAGAUAAUCAAUACCAAAGCUUAAAAAAAUAUGUCACAAUGAUAUUAAAAUUUUUUUUGUCAACUUCAGUUCUAUUUGAUGGCUUAGUCAAUCGUAUUCUUUUAGUUGACUAAUUUUAGUUCAAACCAAUAAAGCUACAAUACUCUAAGAGUGCUCUACAUUUUAAUACAAGCCUUAAGAAGUAAUUUCUGUAUUUAAUAUAGAUAUCAUUUUUUGCUUUUUGUAAAAAAUUGUUCUGAAUUCCAUCUAUUUAUUGUAUAUAAUGUUUUUAAAAUGAAUGCUAUAUUUCUUUUUUAUUUUGUUUUGAAAAAGAAUUGUUAGUUUUUGUUGCUACCAGUUUGAUUUCAAAAGUUCAAUUUUUCGAUCAAAGUUUCUUUCAGUUAUAAUUUACAAUCUGAUCAUGAGGAGUUCAAAAUUUCUUUCACUUAAGCAAUAAAGCAACAAACGCACCAAUAGUUGGGAGAAAUAUUUUCUGAUUUACUUAAUUCUCUUUGAUCAAAUUACAUUCUUAUAUAUAUAUAUAACUUGUUCUUGUUCUUAAAAACACUCUGUGAUACAGUUGUCUAUUUUUUAUUUCAAUGGACAAAUGUUUACUUUAUUUUUAACACCAAAAAGUAAUAUCUUGGCUUAAAAAUAAUUUGAAUUUAUUUAUUUUUUUAAAGGAAUUACACUAUUCAUUCAUGAUUGUAAACAUGUAUUUCUUCAAUUGAAAAAAAAAAAUCUUCUAAAAUAUUUUCAAACCCAAUUUAUUUUCUCAUUCAGAUAGAAAAAAUAUCAUUUCAAAAUACACAUAGUAAUAUACAUUUUAUUGUAUAUAUAUAUAUAUAUAUAUGUUCACUUAGGUUGCCAUUGUAUUUUUUGUUGUUGUUGCCAACAGGGAGUAUCAUUAUGUAUUUGAUGUUGCCCAGUAUUUAUUAUUUAUGUAAAGUACAAAUGUAAUCAUUACACGGUCUUGCAAUUACUUUAGGGAUUGUUGUUUUUGUUUAUGCCAAUACAUCAUUGUAUGCAUCUAGUUCUCUCAAACAUUUUCAGUGACAGUUCAGUUCUUUAGGCUGGCACAAAAUUUGUUCACAAAAGUCUUCUUCAAAGUCGUGAGCACAUGUCUUUCAAUGCAAUGAUCUGUAAAUAAAACUAGGGAAAUAAAAA